Molecule: messenger RNA, 1813 nt
Organism: Solea solea (common sole)
Lineage: Eukaryota; Metazoa; Chordata; Actinopteri; Pleuronectiformes; Soleidae
Gene: eps8l1a
Product: eps8 like 1a
Exons: 14
Coding region: 107-1795 (562 amino acids)
Biological process (GO): Rho protein signal transduction; regulation of Rho protein signal transduction; positive regulation of ruffle assembly
Cellular component (GO): vesicle; plasma membrane; ruffle membrane
Molecular function (GO): actin binding
Source: RefSeq, a predicted model, not a curated record
AAGGUGGGACGUACUCAUGUAAACAGCACAGCUCAGUGCACAGACUGCGCAGCACGAGGACUGGUCUCUGAUCCUUUGGACUUAAACACUCACGCCACACUAAAAGAUGUCGGCACCACCUCCAGUGGUCCCCAGGAAGCCUUCCGGUGUCCGAGUCAUGAUAAAUCCCGGAGGUCAGCCUCCCUCCACUGGCCCGACCACCUACACAGAUUCUGCCAAAGAGAAUGGUGCUCACCGGGAUUCAAUCCACACAUCUCAAGUGAACGCAGAGAGAGAAGUGGAGAUUCUGAAUCACUGCUUUGACGACAUGGAGCGAUUCAUGGGGCGUCUACAGCAGGCAGCUGAGGCCCAGUGUAUCCUCACCCAACGGAAGAAGAAGAGCAGCAGGAAAAGCAAGAAAAAGGCAGGCCAGAAUGAUGAAUUGUUGACCAUGAAAGCAAAUCCUCCAUCAGUGGAGAACUUUGUCGACGUCUUCCAGAAGAUCAAGUAUUCCCUCAGCCUGCUGGAUCGCCUCAAGUCGUCCCUCUCACAGCCCGACGCACCGGCCCUGCUGCAUCACAUCUUUGUGCCUCUCAGACUGCUGGUGAACACCACUGGAGGUCCAACCUUAGGCGCAUCAGUCGUCAGUCCUGCUAUGACCAGCGGUGCCGUUUCACUGCUCCAGGAGCAUCUGACUGAGAAGGAAAAAGAACUGUGGACCUCAUUAGGAUCCAACUGGACGUCAUCCUGUUCACAUCUUAACGUGACUGUUCCUCCGUAUUCACCUGUCUUCCUGGACGGAUGGCAGCCUCAGGCCUAUGACUCAGGUGGCCAGCUUUUCGAAGAUCCAAUCAAGAUGCAGCACAAGCACGAGGCUUUCAGGGAAAGAAGGGAGGCUCAGACUUUACAGGACCAAGCUCGACAACAUGCUGAAGGCCCUGUUCAAGGCCCUGUUCAAGGCCCUGCUCAAUUCCCUGCUCAAUUCCCUGCUCAAUUCCCUGCUCAAGGCCCUGCUCAAGGCCCUGCUCAAGGCACUGCUCAAGGCACUGAGGAAGCAGACAGUAAUGGGCUCCCACCAGACGGCGAAAGGUUUUACUGCUGCAGUUAUGACUUUGUGGCUCGAAACAGUAGUGAACUCUCCGUGCUGCAAGGAGAAACACUGGAGGUUAUCGAAUCGUCAAAGAGAUGGUGGAAGUGUCGGAAUCGUUUUGACCAGAUAGGAUUUGUUCCCUCCAACAUCCUGGAACCUCUGUCUGCACUGAACCAAGCAGAGAGGGAGACUUCUGUGUUACGCAAGGAGUCAAAGACUGCUAUUUCCCCUCGGUCAAAGUACUUCUCAUAUCAUCCGUCAAGCUCGGAUGGGGGAAGUCCCACCACUAUAAGCCCGACACUGCGCCCUCAGAGCAUGGUCUUACCAUCUACAACACUGGGAGAAGACGAUGGAAGAGUCCUGAUCAUGAAUGAUGAGCUUCUGCAGAGGAUAGCUGGGAGGAAAGUCUCAGGCCGUCCACCGGUGGUUCCCCGCGCGGCUGACACUGCUGCACCUCUCAACUACCACUCACCACCUGCAGAGGUGGAAGCCUGGCUCAACACCAAGGGCUUCAGUCAGCCGACAAUUCACAAUCUGGGCAUUUUAACUGGAGCACAGCUGUUCUCCCUGAAUAAAGAGGAGCUCGGAAUAGUGUCGCCAGAGGAGGGCGCCAGAGUUUACAGCCAGAUAUUAGUACAGAAGGCACUUCUCGAGGAUGUUCGCAAAGCAUCAGAAUUAGAGGCGGCGAUGGAGAAGCAAAAGCAGAAGAUUGGCCUGAAAUCCUAGAGUGGUGCAUUUUGACUG